AUGUUAACCGCAGCGAAGCCGUCGACUCACCACAGAGCCACGCUCCUGUCUCUUCCAAACGAGCUCAUCCAACUUAUUCUCGAUCUCUUCCCGAUCCGCUCCCUCCUCCCUCUAACCCUUGUCUGCCAUCGCAUCCAUGACAUCAUCACGCGCCUCAUCCAUUACCGCCUGAACGCCCUCGUCUCAGCUAUCGAACCCGAUAACAUAUUCCUCGAAUGCUACCACCCAGUCUGCAAACCCGUAGGGCGGUAUUUGAAAUGCGCGCAUUUGCACACUGACGUCCUAACUAACGGCGCAUGCCCCCACAGCAAUGACACCACACAGAAUGACUGGCAUCUCCAUCGCAGCCAAAUUGACUCGUCAAAGUUUUCAUCAGUAGGAUAUCUGGGCCGUUUGAAAGAGUCCUACACCCACUUUCAUCCGCUGUGUCAUACUGGACCGUGGAUCAACACCAACAUGCACACGGCUCCUCCGCCGCGGUACAUACCAGUGGGCUCUCUGAGUUCGGAACAAACUCAUAGCACGCUCAUCAGAGGCUCCAUUUUUCUUGAUGAGAAUGAGUUAUUCUCGCAGCUUAUUACAGGAAUUUGGCUUGGGAGACAGAAUCGGCAGAUAUGUCUACUUGAUGGUGGUGUUUUAAGACUUUGGAGACAGUGGUUGGGAGAUAUGGAUAGGAGAGGGAAAUUCGCAGGAAAAAUGGCAUCGACAAGCCCGGCCAAAGGCUAUGGUGGUGGUGGUGGUAAGAGUUACUAUACAUUGGAGGUAGGGAGCGAGAAUCGUGGUGGAGAGUCACCGGUUUAUCCCUUGGAAGACCACAGCGUCGUCUGGCUUGGAGAAAAACGGGCUGGACUCAAGUUUCGCGCCUGUCAACAGAGGCGAACGGAAAACCUGUCGUUUACAGAUGAUUCUGGGAGUGAUGAGGCCGAUGAAGGCGACAAUGACGAUGGGAAUAACCCUGUCUGUUACGACGUUGAGAUUGAAGAGCUUCUUGUGCGGACUACGACCCUCUUGCUGGCGGCGGAUAAGGGCUUUUGGGUACAAUAA
Blastomyces dermatitidis ER-3 is the source of this 1044-nucleotide messenger RNA. RefSeq names its product F-box domain-containing protein. The transcript is spliced from 3 exons. The record is from RefSeq and is a predicted model, not a curated record. Gene Ontology annotation, molecular function: protein binding. The coding region runs from base 1 to 1044 and encodes 347 amino acids. Lineage: Eukaryota; Fungi; Ascomycota; Eurotiomycetes; Onygenales; Ajellomycetaceae.